Molecule: messenger RNA, 3014 nt
Organism: Drosophila hydei
Lineage: Eukaryota; Metazoa; Arthropoda; Insecta; Diptera; Drosophilidae
Gene: Tdrd3
Product: tudor domain-containing protein 3
Exons: 5
Coding region: 280-2757 (825 amino acids)
Biological process (GO): mRNA processing
Cellular component (GO): nucleus; cytoplasm
Molecular function (GO): RNA binding; protein binding
Source: RefSeq, a predicted model, not a curated record
UAAUUUCGAAUUACGAACAUGAAACAUGUACAGGUUUUCUAAAAUUCAACAAAUAGUCGCAGAACAAAUAUCUAUACUAAACAUUGAGAUUGAAUAUUUACACAUUGAAAAAACCAUUUAUGAAUUAUGCAUUUAAGUGUAAGGUAAUCUGUCCAUCGAAUACCACGGCGAAAUUUAGGGUGCGGCGAAUUUAGGCUGCGGAACGACGUUUUUGGGUAGUUUUGUGCUGCACUCGCUAAAAUAUAUGUACACAUAUAUGUAUUGUAAAUUCACGAAAAAAUGGAAUUGUCAAAUAAAUUGCAAGCUAGCGGAUGGCACUUCACCGAGGAUGGAAUAAAGUCAUUGAAAAGCGCCGUCGGCGAUGACUCCGACCCAGCCAAAAUAAUUGAAGUUGCACUAAAUCGCGACUUACGUGACUUCGGUGGCGGUGCAUUACCCAUUAAAAGAGACGACAGCUCUGGCGUCCUUCCAGGUGGCGUCGUUCUGCAGGUGCAAAGAGUUCGUAACAUUGCGGCUCCGAAGAGCAAGGAAGAGUCAAAAGCUGCGCCUCGGCUUUUGCAGCUGGAGCUGAGCGACGGCCAAACCGUAUUACAGGCCCUCGAAUUGGAGCCGGUGCCAGCGCUCAGUCUGAACGUGGCGCCUGGCUCAAAGAUUUACUUUCACGCUGAGAAACUUCAACUGCUUCAAGGGUUUCUGCUGUUGCGUGGCAGCGAUUUUAAGAUACUGGGCGGACGAGUAGACGCAUUGUACGAAAAAUGGGAUUUCGCUCGCACUAUGCUAAAAUAUGCCCGCAGCGGACGCCCGCUUAGCGGCGCGUCUGCUCCACCACCGUGGGUGACUUUUGGCAAAAACAUCGAUGCAAAUGAUGAUCGCAACUUUAAAAGCCUUGCAUCAGCUGCAGACAAAGACAAAGAUAAGCCCGCCAAGGAGAACGAGGAGUUUAACAAUAUGAGAAGCGAAGCAAUUGCCGUGGCCAGCAAGGCGGCUAUUAGGAAGGUCUUUGGCGGCGGAGGUCAAAAUAUUGUGGACCACAACAUCAAGAAAAUUCUUGAGAAAGGCUACAGCAAGGAGGAAGCCAAGACUGCAUUGCAAGGAACACGCAAUAAUUUAGAAAGGGCUCUCUUCAAUCUGAAAAGGCGCAAGGAUGCGGCAGACAGUGCAAACGAAACGCAAUUGCGCUGCGGUCGAGGAGAGCGAAAUGGCAGGGAAAGUAAGCGCGGCGCCAGUCUCAAAGAUGAAGCCGAAGCCGCAAAACCGGCAGCAAAUGCCACACUUUUCGACUUUCUCACUACCAAACUACGCACUGAUCAGAUAGCCGGCGAUAUAAGCGGUGAGUCCACAAAAGCUAGUUCCAGUACUGACAAGGCUUUGGAGAGGCAAUACGAAAGUGAUUAUAAAACAGCAUUGGCUGUAUCUUUGGCUGAGAGCAAAUCUCAAAAUAUGGCUGAACGCACGCGAUUUGAAAACAAUGUUUCGAGCAGCUUUGCUGCUAAUCGUGGCGGUCAUUCUGGCCGGCUUCAACGGGGCGGCACACGUAGUCGAGCUGGUCGUGGAGUCGGUAGCAGUAGCAGCUAUUAUGAUCGAGGUGGAGCUGUGGGUGGCGGUAGCGUAAGCAAGUCGGACACCAAUUCACGUGCAACUGAGCAACCGCAUGCCAAAAGCUCCAACCGCAAUGGCCACGACUCGAAUGCAGUGUCAAGCAAAAGCACUGAAGCAAGCAAACCCGAUAUCUCUGCGAAGGAGCCAGGGGCCAAUCGUCGUGCCAACGAGCGCCAAAACAAUCGCAAUGGUAACGCUCGCUCUGAGAACGGAAUUUCCGGCAGCAAUCACAACCACAACAGGCGCCGUCAGCAAGGCAAUGGCGCCUGUGCUGGAACAGGAAGUGUUGUUACUCCUCCUACCAAGACCGGCAAUCCGUUUAAUAGUCAUAGUGAUGAAUAUAAUAAUCGUGUGAAUAAAGUCGUCACAGACACAGCUAAUUUGAAGAUAAGCAACACGAAACGCGAACAUAGACGUGGUGGCAGACAAAGUGGAGGCCAAUCCACUCGACAGUCAUCUGAGCCCCAAAGCACUUUUUCUCUGUCCCAAAAAUCAGUGGAGAAGAGUAUUUCUGCUCAGCGACAGCAUAAAGCUCAGCAGGACAACACUCGACAACCAUCGAGUGCCAAUUGCACGCAGUUGCCAAAUGGUUACACUUAUGAUCCCAGCAAAAUAAUGGGCUUUCAAACCAAGGAGACAAAUGAGUUUGCUAUGAGCCUCUUGAAGAGUCAAGGAUUGAGCAUAGCUCCACCUCCGCAUGCACUAACUUCAGCUCAAGGUCAGACGGCAACCAAACAAGCCAAUAACAUCUCUUCUGCUCAAGCAGAUACAACCGCUUGCUUUGUGCCGUCCAACUCGCAGCCACCAGUGGCAGUGGCAAUAGAAAUGCCAUCGCCGCCUAAAGGCUUUGGUCCGGCUGGUGGUGGUGGUCCAUGCGAUCCCUGGCUAUGGAAGGGCGGCGAUUUGUGCAUGGCCAAGUAUUGGGAUGAUGGACGCUACUAUGAAGCUGAGAUAACGGCUGUAUCGGAAAAUACCUGUGUGGUGUUCUUCCUCGGCUAUGGCAACCACGAAGAAGUAUUAAAAUCUGAUAUUCUGCCCCUUACUGACGCCCAGAACAGACCCCUAACCAACAUGUCCCAGCAGCAGCAUCCUCAGUCGCGCCAUCGCCAGGCUCUGCAACAACAGGUUUAUGUCCCACCUCACAAACGGGAAUAUUAAGAGAAUAAUGGAGAUCGAUGCCUGUCAAAACUUAUUCACAGCUAAAUUAAAUGUGUCGACAAACUAUUAUAAACAUUUUCUACAUUUACAUUCAUGCGAAACUCAUUUGUAUACGUAUAGUAUGUGCACAUUGUAUACCUUGGAACAUUUUCAGUGUAAUGGACGCUCAAUUACAGAUUCCAAAUUGAAUUGUUGCAUUAAAAGUUUACAACCAAAAAUAGAGCUACGCAGAUUGAUAUUGUAAGUCGAAAAAUCGA